Messenger RNA from Syngnathus typhle (broad-nosed pipefish), 1938 nucleotides. RefSeq names its product group XIIB secretory phospholipase A2-like protein. NCBI's taxonomy places the organism in Eukaryota, Metazoa, Chordata, Actinopteri, Syngnathiformes, Syngnathidae. Gene Ontology annotation, cellular component: extracellular region. Gene Ontology annotation, molecular function: calcium ion binding; A2-type glycerophospholipase activity. Gene Ontology annotation, biological process: arachidonate secretion; lipid catabolic process; cholesterol homeostasis. Bases 56 to 691 code for a protein of 211 amino acids. The transcript has 4 exons. The record is from RefSeq and is a predicted model, not a curated record.
AAAGUUCAGGUUGUGCGAUUUCACUACUCAGCUUUUAGUUUGCGCGCUGAACUGUAUGAGGUGCAGGAUGACCCGUUUGGCCCUCAUUUCUACCCUCCUGCUCCUGUUGCUGAGCAGUGCAGUCACUCAAGAAACCGAGGAAACUGUCGCAGCAGCAUCACCUCCAACUCCGGCAUCCAAUGGCAAGGAGGAAGACGACACAGACUGGGGCCUGAACUCUCUGAGAGGCGGCUUUGAGGCUGCUACCGGUUACUUUGACUCAAUUCUGGAGUUCAUGGGUGGACGGGAUGGACUCUGCCAGUAUCGCUGCCGAUAUGGUAAUCCUCCAAUUCCACGUCCUGGGUAUCAGAUGCCUGAGCCUGAUGGGUGCAGCUCAUAUUUCUUUGGUCUCCCUGUUCCAGAGGGGAUGGAUAUGGGAAUCCCCGCCAUGACCAAGUGCUGCAACCAGCUGGACAUGUGUUAUGAUACCUGUGGCUCAAACAAGUACCGUUGUGACUCCAAGUUCCGCUGGUGCCUCCAGAGCAUCUGUACCGACCUCAAGAAGAGCCUUGGUUUCGUGUCCAAAGUUGAAGCAUGUGAAACGGUGGCGGACACUUUGUUCAACACAGUGUGGACUCUGGGCUGCAGACCCUACAUGAACAGCCAGAGAGCAUCAUGCUAUUGCCAAGGAGAAGAGAAAGAUGAACUCUAACCUAUAUCAUAUUACUAUGAAGAAGACAGUGGAAGUUGCAGUAGCAUAUCAAAAGUACUAUUAAGUACACUAGUAUAAGUGGUAUUGCAAUGAACAACUGCAAUGGUAUUUUUUGAAUGACAAUAUUGUUGUAUUUUCAAAGUACUGUUCUGCUCUAUCAGCAAUGCUGUUUAUUUAUACUUCUAGGUGGGGAUAACAAUCAUAACAUGACAUUCGUUUUGUUCCAAAUACCUUUUAAAAGUGUAUUGUAUUGACAGUGCUGUAGAUAAACUGCAUAGCGUACGCUCGAAAUAACCUUUGCUAACUAUAUUAAACUUCCGUUUGCUUUAAUUUCACUUUUAGCAACAAGCUUUUUCAUCCAUUAAUUUAUUUGUUUUUGUUCAACGGAUUACUUGCCAUUCACUGGGUGGAUGAGUCAUUGGCCAGAAAUUGAGGCUAGGCUGGUUAAGGAAGAAAAAAGAAGCCAUGUUCUAACUUCUUUUACCACUCCCUUAUUUGGGCAAUAACUAAGCCACUCAUAACAUGCAUAACAUGCUUAGAAAACAUCAGUCACCAGUAAGGCCUAAUUUCUUCUAAUAAUAUCAUUAAAAUCCAGCUUUUAAGAUGUUUGUCUCCUGAUCUCUAGUCAUUGUGUCCUUCCAUCUGUCAUACAAACUACUUUAAAAGCACUUUUUGCAAGGGUUAACUUGAGCAGCAAAAAGUAGCGAGGGUUGCGCACGUUCAUAAUGUUGAUUGUUCGGUAGGGUUCAUUGGUAUUCACGAAGACGUUCACAAGACUUUUGCAUUUUAAUAGGCGUCAACAUAUUUUCUUAUCGUAAGAAACUGUUUACAACCUUUUAGGAAUCCCGACAAAAUUCACAAUAUGCACAAACAGUGAGUUCAGCUCUGUGAGUUGCCAUGGUUCCAGAACCAGAUGUGGCGCUUUCAUCCUUCUGUUCUUCUUCUCGGGUAUUAUUUUAUUUCAAUUCAAGUUACAGUAAUUGGUUGGUUUUCUAAAUGAUGUUGUAAGAUUAUGGUGCUGAACCAUUUUUAGAUGUUUAAUUUGGGUCAUCGAAAAUGUUCGUUGUUGUUCGAAAAUGUUGGUGGCAAGCGCCGAUGUGUGAAACCUGACGCCAAGAAUGUAAAUCCAAGAAAAAAAACACGUUUCUGAAUAAUAUACAAUAGUAAAUAUUUAUGCUACAUGAACUACCGUUUUUUUCCAUGUAUAAUGCGCCCCCAUGUAUAAUACGCACCCUAAAAGUGGCAUG